AUGGACUUGGGGGCACAGUUUUAUUGUGGCUCCGAUUUUUCUGGAGGAUCAUUCCCCGUUGGUGAAGCUGGGGGACACCUGCUGGGACCCAUGGCCCUUGACCUAAGGGAGAGAGAUACACAACUUUCCCAUCUUCCCUUUCAGACCACUAUCAUGGCGGUAGAGUUUGACGGAGGGGUCGUCAUUGGUGCCGACUCCAGGACCACCACCGGUUCCUACAUUGCCAACCGAGUGACAGAUAAGCUGACCCAGAUCCACGACCACAUUUACUGCUGCCGGUCAGGCUCAGCCGCCGACACCCAGGCCAUUGCAGAUGCCGUCACGUACCAGCUGGGUUUCCACAGCAUUGAACUGGACGAGCGCCCCUUGGUGCACACGGCGGCCAACCUCUUCAAGGAGAUGUGCUACCGAUACCGGGAGGACCUGACGGCCGGGAUCCUGGUGGCCGGGUGGGACAAGCGCAAAGGAGGGCAGGUGUAUUCGGUGCCCAUGGGGGGCAUGAUGGUGCGCCAGCCCUUCUCCAUCGGGGGCUCGGGCAGCUCCUACAUCUACGGCUACGUCGACGCCUCCUACAAGCCCGGCAUGACCAAGGAGGAGUGCUUGGCCUUUGCCGCCAAUGCCAUUUCUCUGGCCAUGGACCGCGACGGCUCCAGCGGAGGGGUCAUCCGCCUGGCCGCCAUCACCGAGGACGGCGUGGAGCGCAAGGUCAUCCUGGGCCACGAACUGCCCCGCUUCUCCACCCUCUGAAGGAAGGAAGCCCGGCCAUCGCUGUUCCUGCUCUUGUGAUUAUUGUUGUUAUUGUUGUGAAUCACCCCAGUCCUUUGUUCCAGGGUCAACACAAUAUUAAAUACAUGGGAGUGGAAA
Molecule: messenger RNA, 864 nt
Organism: Anolis sagrei ordinatus
Lineage: Eukaryota; Metazoa; Chordata; Lepidosauria; Squamata; Anolidae
Source: RefSeq, a predicted model, not a curated record